This is a messenger RNA of Ochotona curzoniae (black-lipped pika), 1410 nucleotides long. RefSeq names its product pellino E3 ubiquitin protein ligase family member 3 (gene PELI3). The record is from RefSeq and is a predicted model, not a curated record. The transcript is spliced from 7 exons. Gene Ontology annotation, biological process: regulation of Toll signaling pathway; protein K63-linked ubiquitination. Lineage: Eukaryota; Metazoa; Chordata; Mammalia; Lagomorpha; Ochotonidae. Bases 1 to 1410 code for a protein of 469 amino acids. Gene Ontology annotation, molecular function: ubiquitin protein ligase activity; protein binding.
AUGGUGCUGGAAGGAAACCCCGAAGUGGGGUCCCCCCGGACCUGUGACCUCCAGCACGCGGGGAACCAGGGCUCCUGCAUCCUCUCUUCUCCCGGGGAAGGUGCACAGCCGGACGAGGGGCCCAUCAAGUACGGUGAACUCAUCGUCUUGGGAUGCUGUGAGGAAGGAGGUGAGGAAACCGAGGCUCAGAGAGGGGAAGUGACUGGCCCCAGGGCACACAGCUGCUACAACGGGUGUCUGGCCAGCGGGGACAAGGGCCGCCGGCGAAGUCGCCUGGCCCUGAGCCGCCGGCCACACGCUAACGGGGUCAAGCCAGGCAUCAUGCACCACAUCUCCACGCCACUCGUCUCCAAGGCCCUGAGUAACCGCGGCCAGCACAGUAUCUCCUACACGCUGUCCCGAAGCCAGUCGGUCAUCGUGGAGUACACCCACGACAGCGACACAGACAUGUUCCAGAUCGGUCGCUCCACAGAGAACAUGAUCGACUUUGUGGUCACCGACACAUCCCCUGGGGGAGGGGCUGCCGAGGGCCCCUCUGCCCAGAGCACCAUCUCGCGCUAUGCCUGCCGGAUCCUCUGCGACCGCCGGCCGCCCUACACCGCCCGCCUCUAUGCUGCGGGCUUUGACGCCUCCAGCAACAUCUUUCUCGGAGAGCGGGCGGCCAAAUGGCGGACCCCCGACGGCCUGAUGGACGGCCUGACCACCAACGGCGUCCUGGUGAUGCACCCAGCGGGCGGCUUCUCCGAGGACUCGGCCCCGGGUGUCUGGCGGGAGAUCUCGGUGUGCGGGAAUGUGUACACCUUACGGGACAGCCGCUCAGCUCAGCAGCGGGGCAAGCUGGUGGAGGACGAGUCCAACGUGCUGCAGGACGGCUCGCUCAUCGACCUGUGUGGGGCCACACUGCUGUGGCGCACGCCAGCAGGGCUGCUGCGGGCGCCCACGCUGAAGCAGCUAGAGGCCCAGCGGCAGGAGGCCAACGCAGCCCGGCCCCAGUGCCCCGUAGGCCUGAGCACCUUGGCCUUCCCCAGCCCGGCCCGGGGCCGCACCGCACCCGACAAGCAGCAGCCCUGGGUCUAUGUCCGCUGCGGCCACGUCCACGGCUACCAUGGUUGGGGCUGCCGGCGGGAGCAAGGUCCCCAAGAACGCGAGUGUCCCCUCUGCCGCCUCGUGGGGCCCUAUGUGCCCCUGUGGCUCGGCCAGGAGGCCGGCCUCUGUCUGGACCCUGGGCCGCCCAGCCAUGCCUUUGCUCCCUGCGGCCACGUGUGUUCUGAGAAGACUGCCCGCUAUUGGGCCCAGACACCACUGCCCCACGGCACCCACGCUUUCCACGCCGCCUGUCCCUUCUGUGGGGCUUGGCUUACCGGUGAGCACGGCUGCGUCCGCCUCAUAUUCCAGGGCCCACUGGACUAG